GAACAUAGCCUAAUAAGUCAUAGCGAGUUGGUUAGUUGAACAAGGAACAUUUCUACAGAAGAUACUUUUUUAGAGUGAAGAUCAUUUCAUUAAUCAGAAGAUAUUGUGACAUUGAAUGAAAUAUGAAAGUUGUGUUGAUAUUGGUGCUCAUAUCCUACAUCAACAUAACCCAGGCAAAAGACUUUUUCGAAAGUUGUAUCAUAAGUGAGUCCGCUGAUGAAGGUGCUAUGGUGUUUAAGGGAAAAUUGAAUGCGAUGGGUAUUUCGCAGUUUAACAUUAAAAUUACCGACGUGAGAUUUGCAGCGUUUUUUAUUCUGGAUGAUAAGAUGAGAGGAACAAUCAAGUUGGCGAAAUCAUUGCAAGGAUCAAUACCAUUUAAUAGGAAAAAUAAAUAUGAAAUAAACGUCGAACUAAACAAUAACAUUAACAAAAUCAACAUCAAUUUGAUUAUGAUUAAAGAAGGAAUCGCCGAUGGUAUAAUGCACAGUCUUAUGUAUAAAAUGUCGGAGGUGAAACCAAGCAAUCCCUAUCGUCCUAUUUCUCGAAACUACAUUCUUCCUAAAAAAAUUCACAGUAUAUUAAUGUCGACCAAAAGUCAGAGGGUUAAACGAUCAUCAUUAGCGACUUCUAAAUUCAACCAUAUUUAUCAAGAGACCGUAAAGCAAAUGAAAAUUACAAUCAACCCAAAUGCUCAAUUUCACGCUGGACCUCAAGCAUUGUUAUCCACUAAGGCACUUGAAGACUUAAUAGAAGAGACAGGAUGUAUUCCAGAGGUGAAAGAUAUAAAAUGUGGACCAGAAACAUUUCGAUAUCGCACGAUAAACGGAACAUGUAACAAUUUAUUAAAUCCAACAAGAGGUGCAGCUGACAGUGUGUUUGUACGAUUGCUUCCUGCUCGAUACUUUGAUGCUGAAGGACUGAGUGAACCUGCAGGUGGAGGACUAGAUCAACCUAAUGCACCAGACCUACCUAAUCCAUCCAAUGUGACCGAUCAAUACAUUGUAAUUCAAAACAAGAAUCAACCAAACCGCGAUGGCAUAACACAUUUGUUCAUGCAAUGGGGACAAUUUCUUGAUCAUGAUUUAACAUUGGCACCGGAAUCUGAAAAUGGCGAUAUAUGUGCUGAUGUGCCUUGCAAUGGCAGUGCAGCAGAUUUUGUCGAUCCAUGCUUUCCAAUAUUGCCAGUAAAUAACAGGUCUUGCAUCAGAAUGAUUAGAUCUGCAGCAAGAUGUCAAAUUGAUGGUUACCAACUGGAGCCACGAGAACAAAUCAAUGUAAAUACAGCAUAUAUUGAUGGCUCUAUGAUUUAUGGUUCAACUGAUAAUCUAGCACUCAGACUUCGUGAUACCAAUGAUCGUGCGUUGUUGGCAACUUCUGGUGAUGAUCUACCUCCAAUUGAUAACACUCAAUUGGGUGAGCCUCUUAACCUUUGUGAAAAUCUUGGAUCUUGUUUUUUAGCAGGUGACGUUCGUGUAAACGAACAAGCAGCUUUAGCAUCUAUGCACACACUCUGGGUUCGGGAACACAAUCGUAUUGCAACUGGUCUAAGAAACAUCAAUCCUUUCUGGGACGAGGAGAAAAUUUAUCAGGAAGCAAGAAAAAUUGUUGGCGCCUUGGUUCAACAAAUUACCUUCAAGGAAUGGCUGCCAAUUCUCAUAGGAAGAAAUGCUUUGCCUCGGUACAAACGAUACAGACCUAAAAUCGAUCCAGGGAUCUCUAAUGAAUUCUCUACAAUAGCAUUUCGGUUGGGUCAUAGUCUAGUCAGACCUAAAUUCGAUUUUCUUAAACGUGACUACAGUCCUUUCCCAUUCUCUCCAGUCCCCCUGCGUCAAGUUUUCUUUAACAACACACUUGCCCAACUCAACGGAAUUGAUGGCUGGAUUAUUGGUUUGGUUGGCAAUGUUUCUCAAGAAAUGGACAAUGAAAUGGCGAUAGGACUUACAAAUGAAUUGUUUCAACGUGAUGUAAUCAGUCGAGAAGGUCUAAAUCUUGCUGCUUUGAACAUGCAACGUGCACGUGAACAUGGUCUAAGUUUUUAUAGUGAUAUUUUAGCAUCAUGUCAACGUAAAUAUCCUGGAUUGUAUCCUGCCAAUCUUGAUCUUUCUAAUGUAAAAAGUUUUGAUGAACUCACUGAUCUCUUUAAACCAGAAGUUUUAAAAAGUCUCAAAGAAGUUUACAACGAUAAACCUCAAAAUACUGAUGUGUUUCCUGCUGGUAUCGGUGAAAACCCACGAGAUAAAAACUUCGUUCCACAUAUUUCGAGAAAAAAACAACGCUAUGGAACAAUUGACGAUUGUCUACCAGAUCCAAUACUUGGACCCACUUUCACAUGUUUAGUUAUCGAUCAGUUCGAGCGACUUCGUGACGGAGACAGAUUUUACUUUGAAAAGAAACGUGUUUUCAAGUUUUCCCAACGUAGAGCUAUGAAACAACGCAAACUAUCUGACAUAAUUUGCAGCAACGUAGAUAUUAUAUCAAUACAGAGAAAUGCUUUCCUUGACAAUCAUAAGUAUAGUUGUGACUCUAGCAGAAAAUUGGAUCUCACUCCUUGGACAGCAAUACCAAGAAAGUGUCGCCCAAAUCCAUGUCAAAAUGGUGGAUCUUGUAGAUUAAAACGUCGGAAAGUGGUGAUCAGAGGGAAACGACGCAGAAGAUUUGUUCCUACAUGUAGAUGCACAUUUGGAUUUGAAGGACGAUGGUGUCAGAAAAGUAAAAAAACAAUGAUAAGAUAUUAUCAAUACUGAAAUGAAACUUGCACUAUCGUAGGUAUAAAACUUACAACAAAUAUGUAGCUAUAACCAGAGAUAAAAUAAUGUUCACACAUAACUAGAAAUACAUGAUGUCCACAAAUUCUGGUAAUGUGCGUUGAAGUUUUGAUAAAAAUGAAAUUUUGCUGUGGAGUAACUUUGGAGAUAUUUUUAAGAAGUUUACUUAAAUUGUAACUAGAUUUUAUUCAAGAGGAGCUGUACAUUUUUUCACUUUUUUUCUCAUUCAGGAUAUACAUAUUUAUCAUAUUCACAUUGCAUGUAUUUUU
Molecule: messenger RNA, 3034 nt
Organism: Xenia sp. Carnegie-2017
Lineage: Eukaryota; Metazoa; Cnidaria; Anthozoa; Malacalcyonacea; Xeniidae
Product: lactoperoxidase-like
Exons: 8
Coding region: 123-2744 (873 amino acids)
Biological process (GO): response to oxidative stress
Molecular function (GO): peroxidase activity; heme binding
Source: RefSeq, a predicted model, not a curated record